Messenger RNA from Megachile rotundata (alfalfa leafcutting bee), 1800 nucleotides. RefSeq names its product corticotropin releasing hormone binding protein (gene crh-BP). Gene Ontology annotation, molecular function: corticotropin-releasing hormone binding. The record is from RefSeq and is a predicted model, not a curated record. Gene Ontology annotation, biological process: hormone-mediated signaling pathway; negative regulation of corticotropin-releasing hormone receptor activity; negative regulation of corticotropin secretion. NCBI's taxonomy places the organism in Eukaryota, Metazoa, Arthropoda, Insecta, Hymenoptera, Megachilidae.
UCUCACCUGGUCCUCGAGCGUACAAAUUUGCUGCUGCAAGUUAUCAGCGUUAUCGUCGUCAGUGUAACGCAGCAAGUGCUCGGGGAUGCGCAGCGUGGACGAAUCGCGAGCUGGACUAGCGAGUAUAAGAGGGACGCCGCGCGUCGCGACGCCACACAAUCUCCGGUUGGUCCUGAAGCGAACGCGCGUAGGCAGAUUCGGUGGUGAAGAAUAAAGAUCCUUGCCAACUACGGUCUCACUUCCGCUUCCAUUUCACGAUAAACAUGUCCUCCGGACGUCAUUUGACGAGGCUGCUGCUCGUUGUUGGCCUCCUAAACGCUGCUUCCGCCGCGAUCAAAGGGAACACCGAUUAUCAGCACUAUCAGCAACAGUUUCCCGGAGAACGUUUCGCAUCAAAGGAUUUUUACCGUCCCGACUUGAAGAACGGAUUGUUUAAUACCUACAGGCGUUUCAAACCAGUCACAGAUUGCAUGUUCGUGACGUCAGAGCCAGGUUCUUUCAUAUACACCUCAGAGUCUAACAACGAAAAGGUUUGCGGAAUUUAUUUUCUGGCCGAACCCGAUGAAAAAGUGGAGAUAAACUUCAUCAGUUUCGACGUUCCCUGCGAACACCAUGGACUUGUCUCGGUGGUCGAUGGAUGGGAGUUGAACGGCGAAGUGUUUCCCAGUGAAAUAGAUCAUCGAUUGCCGCUCAAGCAAAGAAGCACCGAAUUCUGCGGUAAAAAUAUCGGCAUGAAAAGAACCUUCGCCAGUUCACAGAACGUUGCUGUUAUACAAUACAGAAUUCCGAAAGCCGGGAAGGGUUUCACUGUGCUUGCUAGAUUCAUAAAAAAUCCCAGACCCUGCAAUGUCUUAGCAACGAGCAUAAACGAGCCGUUUACGAUCCGUAAUUACGGAAGACGGAUAAAUUGCACCUACGUAGCACUGUAUCCAGCAACCGUGCAAGUAAUCGCACUCGAAGUCGGCGUAUCUAAUUUCCUUGGUUCCGUUCGCACCACUGAAACCGGAACUUUGCAGAAAUGCGAGGAAACCAGUCCACACGAUCGAGUGGUAAUUGGAGGUAGCUACGGUCUGGACACGUCUAAAGUUCAGAUAGUUGAUUCUAUUUGUGGAAUAGAUUCUAAACCAGAUUAUCGUGAGGUGGUAGAGUACGGUGUUACCUCCAUACGGUUAAUAUCGAGCGGCUUUUUUGAAAACUCUAUCACGGUGCAAAUUCAGCCACUGAAGGAGGAUUUAUUCGACACGAAUAUUAGUCUCUAAUUGAUAUAGGCCGUUCAUCGUUGGCGCUUGAAGUUGAGUAACUUCAUUGUAAAUUGCAUUUAUUAUCAAAUGAAUCUGACAAAGAUCCCAAAAUUUAGUCCACUGUUCAGAGAUUUUGCGAAAUCAGUUCAUUAGAUUCUACUUUCGGUAGUCAAAAGAUAUUGAGUGUACUUUGGAUCUUUGUUAUAAUUUAGUAGGCUGUUGUGUGAGUGAGUGUAUUUUAUUGCGAGAUCAUUUUUUAAUUAACGCUCAAAUCAUGGAAGUCUACAUUGAAUGUAAAAUAUUUUGUCUUAAACGUUCCUUUCCCGAGAUCUCUCUCAUAAUUUGAUAGAAGGUAACUUGUGAUAAAUGGAUUUCAGUACACGUGUUGGAUGUGUAGAUUUCUUGUGUCGAUAGUAAUAUAAUCGUUUUAGAAAUUUAGUGGAAGGCCUUGGAUUUUUAUUCUUGUAAAAGCUAAAUUGGUUAAUAUGUGCCAAUUGCUUUUAACAACUGAAUAAAUAUUAGUUAUUUGUCAACGUUCAUUUAUUUAUUACUGCUAUCG